Suillus discolor is the source of this 975-nucleotide messenger RNA. RefSeq names its product acyl-CoA N-acyltransferase. The transcript is spliced from 4 exons. Gene Ontology annotation, molecular function: acyltransferase activity, transferring groups other than amino-acyl groups. NCBI's taxonomy places the organism in Eukaryota, Fungi, Basidiomycota, Agaricomycetes, Boletales, Suillaceae. The record is from RefSeq and is a predicted model, not a curated record. Bases 65 to 610 code for a protein of 181 amino acids.
UGGAAGGACACACAAACGUACACGUAAUGCAUUCCUCAUACAUUGCACUGGGCCACUCCCUGACAUGCCCGGCCAAACAGAAAGUGAAGUGAAACCGAGUGCAGUUCUCCGUAUCACUCCCAUAGACGCGGAUGCUACCUUGGAGCUCCGCCAGUCCAUUUUGUGGCCCAGUCUUUCGAUUGCAGAUGUUCUUCUCGCUGAAGAUGGCAAUGGUCUCCAUUUUGGAGCUUUCGUACCACAUCACGGAAAGCCCAUUGCCGUCAUCUCGUUAUUUGACGAACCCUUACCGGAACAACACCUUGUAAGAUGUGGGAAUGAUAGCCCUUCUCAGACAAAGGCUGCGCGCUUUCGUAAAUUUGCCUGCGAUCUGAUGCACCAGAAUCAAGGCAUAGGGACCCAGUUGCUUCAACAUGCGGCUGAAGCAGCUCGAUCGACGCUAGGUGCAGGCAUUAUUUGGUGUGAUGCCCGGACAUCGAGUAGUGCCUGGUAUAAGAAACGUGGAAUGAUCGAAUUUGGUGAUCCGUUCUACAAGGGAGAUGUGCAGUAUAUUCGGAUGAAGAUGUCCUUGGACGCAGAUACUUGCAAGACCAGUGCGUAUAACGCCAUUUAGAUGUACCACAGCGCCGGGCCGUGACUAAAUGAUAAGCGUAAUUUGAAUGCUGUCCGCGAUGACUGUCAUACAGCAUAUUGCGUUCCUUGUAUGCGUUAUGUAUCUUUGUCUUUUCAUGACGAACAGAGGCUGUGACAGCAUUGAUGCAAGUUUCCAUUUGCAUGAUCAUCCCGUAUACCGGAUCAAGCUUGAUCUUCUAGCUAGUUCCGCCGUGUAAUGUUUGGAAGAUGCUUACCUCAUUUUGCUUACUCACUCAACGACUUCGACAGCAGGAAAGAUACUGAAAGGUCCGACAUUUCUCGCCUCAAGCGCUUCUAUAGGCUUCUAUAAGGCGAAUGACAUUCAAGUUGGAGAGCCACCCCAAC